AUGGACGCUUUGCACAAACACCGCUCGCUUUAUAAGAGCACCACCCCGCCAUGGAAAGAAACUUAUCGCAAGCGAUGUGUAGACAGGCUAAAGAACAGCCGGUCCAGGCUGCUGGAGAGAUACCGGCAGGGCGGAGAGAGCGUCCGAGCCUCCAUCAUCGUUCAGGAAGUGAUGGAGGAGGAGUGGACCGCUCUGCAGUCGGAGGACCAGAGGCUGCCCUCGCUGUGGGGGCCACAGGGCAAGACAGAGAUGCUCAAUAUUAUGAGGGAGUAUGACGAGCUGGCGGUGCUUGAAGAAAUCCAGCAGGAGCUCAUAGCCCAAGAAAUGUCCAUAAUAGAAGAGUAUGAGAGGAACCAGCAGUUAGAACAGCAGUAUAUAUCAUCCAUGGUGGAAGGAAUGGAGGGAAUGCAUAUUAUUUGCCCAAUAUGUCGCACGAACAACCUGCUCAUCAACAGCUAUUUUAUCUCCUGUCCUUGUGGACUUUACAUCAACACUAAGAAACGGAACAUAACUCCGGAUGUCCUGCAGCAUCUUCUAGAGACCAGGGUGUCAGAGCACAUGGAGGACUGUUUGCACAACCCCGUUUUCUCUGUAGCUAUCAACGCAGAAGCAGAAGCAUUACCCAACCUGAUGAUAAGCUGUAAGGUCUGUGACUACCUCUCUGUUGUCCUGUAA
This is a messenger RNA of Menidia menidia (Atlantic silverside), 675 nucleotides long. The record is from the annotation of a GenBank genome assembly. Lineage: Eukaryota; Metazoa; Chordata; Actinopteri; Atheriniformes; Atherinopsidae.